Cyphomyrmex costatus is the source of this 1243-nucleotide messenger RNA. It is a transcript of the gene ringer, whose product is annotated as tubulin polymerization-promoting protein ringmaker. Gene Ontology annotation, molecular function: tubulin binding. The transcript has 4 exons. The record is from RefSeq and is a predicted model, not a curated record. Gene Ontology annotation, cellular component: microtubule. The coding region runs from base 552 to 1181 and encodes 209 amino acids. Lineage: Eukaryota; Metazoa; Arthropoda; Insecta; Hymenoptera; Formicidae. Gene Ontology annotation, biological process: positive regulation of protein polymerization; microtubule polymerization; microtubule bundle formation.
UGUUGAUGAUGAAGUGGCGCGCGGGGCGGAAUCUUUUUAAUUUCUCCGUUUUGGCAGGAGAGAUGACAGCUAGCGUGGCCCAUCCGACCGGUGAUGCAAUUUCGAAUAUGCGGGAGGCAUGGGCAAGGGUGACUGCGUGCUCCCUAGGACGAGAAGAUCGAUAGAAUACAUGCGCGCCUGACCACAUCGCGACGCGCACGAGUUCUCUACGCAAUCUGUAUCCGUGUUGCAUACGUCUGCCUCGCGGAGUUGUGCGUUUUUUCGCGAGGUGCGGUCAGGUGCUUCGUUAGACGAUUGUGACGCUUGCGAACGCGGCGAUCAUCAAGUCGUACCGUCGACGAAACGGCGCGAAUAAUAACGCCGUAAGGCUUCCUCGCUGUCAGUGCCGUCGGAACAUCCCGCAUCUCACCCGCAGCGUCCCGCCCGCGUUCGUGCAGUCCGCGCCGCGACGGAAUUAAUACCUACGCGCACACUGACCUAGAAACGCUAAACCUCACGGGACGUCAUCGUUCACAUCGUUGUUUCUCCCCGAUAAUAGAUCCGUGAUUACAAUGCAAGCGGAGAAGAGUGAUACUGAUACCGAGAAACACGAGACUCUCAACGAUGUAACGACUUCGGUUGCGAAUGAGGUAACAAAUUUGAAGAUAGAAGAUGGUUCAACGAGUUCGACACCGAGUAGUCCUGGUAGCACUGAACCAGGUAGCUUUUUAGCGAGUUUCAAAGCGUUCUCCAAAUUCGGUGAUCCAAAGAGCGAUGGUAAGCUGAUUACGUUAAGUCAAAGUGACAAAUGGAUGAAGCAAGCGAAGGUGAUCGAUGGAAAGAAAAUUACUACCACUGACACGGGAAUUUACUUCAAAAAGCACAAAUCCACAAAGCUUGGUAUCGAGCAGUACAAAACGUUUCUUGAAGAAUUGGCUAAAAGUAAAAAAGUGGAAUUAGCGGAAAUAAAGAAGAAGAUGGCUAAUUGUGGGCCACCUGGAUUUUCUGGGGGCGCUAGCGGAGCUGGAAAAGCAGCGUCGACAGUUGACAGACUUACCGAUGUCAGCAAAUAUACCGGCUCCCACAAACAACGUUUCGACGAAGCAGGCAAAGGUAAAGGCAUAUCAGGUCGAAAGGAUAUACCAGACACAUCCGGAUACGUCCAAGGUUACCAAAAUAAAGAUACGUAUAAAGGCCAGUAGUACUCAUCUGAUUGCUCUAAUAAUAAAUAUCUUUAAAGUCAUGCUGUUAAAAUCGUGUUUAA